ACUUCCCGACGAGGAGGAGGAAGAGGAGCAGGAGGAGGAGGAGGAGGAGGAGAAGGAAGGCGGCUGUGUGUGUGGCUGCGCGGCGGCAGCUCUCGGCGGGAGGCAGGGUUUGGGGUGUUUUGUUUUUUUUGGGGGGGGGGUUGGUCUCACGCCCCCCCCCGGCCUUCCUCCUCCGUGGGGAGUUGGCGCCUGGAGGAGGAGGAGGAAGAGGAGGAGGCAGCAGCAGUAGGGCCGGAGGGGCCCCAUACGCGGUGCCCCCCCCCCCCCCCCCCCCCCCGCCUGGCUUCGUUCCUGGAGUGUUUUUUUUCUUUUUUUUCUUUUUUUUUUUUUUAAAUCUGCAUAUUGAUUUUUAAACAAACAAACAACCCCCCCUCCCGCACUCCCCCCCCCACCCCCCCCCACCCCUCCCUCGCAACGCCAGCCUCUGCCUCCGGGAGGGAAAUAGCCGGGUGAAAUCUCCCUCUGUUUCCAUGGACAACCCGUCCAUUAUCACCCAGGUGACUAACCCCAAAGAGGAGGAGAUCCUGUCCUGCGCUCAGGAUAAAGUGUCCCAGUGUAAUAUCAGCUUGAAGAAGCAAAGGAGUCGAAGUAUCUUUAGCACCUUAUUCUGCUGCUUUCGUGACUACAAUGUCGAACCACCAUCUACCAAUAGCACCAGUGCUCUUCCUCCUUUGGUGGAGGAGAAUGGAGGACUUCAGAAGCCACCAGCUAAAUACCUCCUGCCAGAACUGACAGCAUCAGACUAUGGGAAGAAGUGUGUGGUCAUUGAUUUAGAUGAAACUUUAGUGCACAGUUCAUUUAAGCCAAUUAGCAAUGCUGAUUUCAUCGUUCCUGUUGAGAUUGAUGGAACCAUACAUCAGGUUUAUGUAUUGAAACGACCACAUGUGGAUGAGUUUCUUCAGAGGAUGGGAGAGCUCUUUGAAUGUGUACUCUUCACAGCCAGUCUAGCAAAGUAUGCAGACCCAGUAGCCGACUUACUGGAUCGCUGGGGUGUGUUCAGGGCAAGGCUAUUUAGAGAAUCCUGUGUUUUCCACCGAGGAAAUUACGUGAAGGAUCUGAGUCGGCUGGGACGUGAGCUGAGUAAAGUUAUUAUAGUGGAUAAUUCUCCUGCAUCUUACAUCUUCCAUCCUGAAAAUGCAGUGCCUGUGCAGUCCUGGUUUGAUGACAUGACAGACACAGAGCUGCUAGAUCUUAUUCCUUUCUUUGAAGGACUAAGCAAAGAGGAAGAAGUUUACAGUAUGCUUCAUAAACUCUGCAACAGGUAGCCCUUAACUUUGACUGACUUCUGCUACUAGGUUGCAGUUGCUAGAGGAUGUCUCCAUCUUUUUCAGCUCUUUCAAAUGUAAGCUUUGGGGAGGUCCCUCCUGUCAGAAGUGCUACUCUUGAUCUUCCUCUUACAUUGGACACGAAGGACAAUCAUGAGUGAUGCUAUUAAGCCUUCAGAAACCUGACUCCUAAGGUCAUGUGUUCAGACUACUUUUUUAAAGGAAAAAAAAAAAAAGAAGCUAUUUUAAAUGGGACUCUUUUAAUGAAUUUCAUAAAUGGACAUCUUUUACUGGAUCAGCUUUUCUUAAAACAUGCCAAAAAAGAAGCUUGUAUUUCAGCAGUUGAAUUUCUCUCCCUUUCUUCCCCUCCCACUAUGCAGACAAUUUUACCCCCCUGCUUAGAGCAGUUGACCUGACUCUGAAUUUUUUCUUACAGAAUGAAGUGCCUUUUUGAAUGUUAUUUUAAGAUAAAAAUUCAUUUUUGUAUAAGACUUAUUUCCAGACAUCUUUUAGUCUUGUAUUGUCUAAAUGCUUUAAAAGGAAAAAGGAAAAAAAAUUUUAUAGAGCACUGUAAUAUAUAACAAAGGAAAAAGUUAAAACAAAGAUGCUGGGUUCCUGUCUCCACGUUGACAUUAAGUUGUAUUACAUUUUGUCAUGCUCAGAAGGUUCAAGCGUUUGUGGGAGGGGCGAUUUGGAUUACACGGUUAUUUCACUGAUAGGAUUUUGGAUACGGUUUUGAACAUAUCUGCAGUUGUUUGAGUAUUAGGGAAUGAUGGAAUUUAGAAAAUAGGGUGACAAAUAGAUCUAAAGCACCUUCUAUUCUAGACAGAUGAAGUUCUAUUGUUUCUGCUUACGCACAACUGCCAUGCCUCUCAUUUUUUUGGAAAAUCAUUAUCUUGGGAGAAUGGGGAGGAGAUCUAUUUAUUAGUUUAAAAUUCUUUUCUUAAAAAGAAACCCAUCUGGGUAAGCUGGAUCUGUAUUGAGCUGUUUGGAGUACUUUUUUCUUUUAAUUGCUGCUACUGUAUACUCACCAAAUGGAGUUGACCAUCGGCUGUUAUACUGUUUUUGCCACUGUGCCUGUGCUAUGAAACAUUUUCUGUAAGCUGCAAACUAGGGCAAUAAAUAAAAUGCAGGCUUCAUAACCCA
Molecule: messenger RNA, 2411 nt
Organism: Cygnus atratus (black swan)
Lineage: Eukaryota; Metazoa; Chordata; Aves; Anseriformes; Anatidae
Gene: CTDSPL
Product: CTD small phosphatase like
Exons: 7
Coding region: 471-1265 (264 amino acids)
Molecular function (GO): RNA polymerase II CTD heptapeptide repeat phosphatase activity
Source: RefSeq, a predicted model, not a curated record